AUGACCCUGGAUCUUUGCCGCAGCCUGGCGCUUGAAAAAGAUUUGCCAUACUUUGGUCUGGAAGCUGGCCAGGAGUGUUUUGGUGGGAUCGACAUUUUGCGCGUCUUGGUACGACAGCAAAGCACCAGCUGCGAUAUGCCCUGUGCGGGAAACGCUAGGCAGGUUUGUGGCGGCGUCCUGGCGCUCAGCGUGUACGCCACGCAGCCGCAGUCACCACCUCCGCCGCCGCCGCCGCCGUUGUAUCCACACGCGAUGAUCAGCCACGAUCUGGUGGGCUGUUAUUCUGAUGAUGAAACGUACCGGGUUUUGCCGUACUUGCUGGAUGUGUCGUACACCAUGAUGAAUAUGGAGUACUGCCGGCAAAAGGCUUUAGCUGAAGGGCUUACUUUGUACGGCAUGGAAUCGGGUCGUGAAUGCUGGGCUGGGCUUGACGCCGCGCGCGCAAGGUCCCUCGGCCCGAGCUCCGAUUGCAACACGCCAUGCACCGGCAGCAGCAGCAGCAGCAGCGAUGCGAUGUGCGGAGGGGAUGGAGCCAUCCUCAUUUUCGCCUUGGCGCCGUACGUUUGGCCGCCAUCGAUGCUGCCGCUUCCGAUCUACAAUGUCCCGAUCUACAACUCACCGCCACCGGUGUACGGGCCGUACUCGCCAAACCCGGCUUAUCCGCCAAACCCGGCUUAUCCGCCAAACCCGGCUUAUCCGCCGAACCCGUCGCACCCGUCGUACCCGCCUUCACCGCCCUUGGUUGAGGUGGACAACCUGCUACCUGAGCGGCUCCGCCCGGGUGCCGCGUACUUUGACGCUUCCUUCGGCGUGUCGGUUUACUCAGAUCCGUACUACGAGGACGACAUCGCAAUGGCCUGGGAGGAAGUUGAGAUUCCGCAACGUGCGUCACAGGGCAACACGUUUUUGCUCCAGGGAGACUGCAGCUUGACGUCGCCACCGGCGACGUCGUCCGGCGAGUCCGCUGCAAUUCGAUUUGGCGGGUCGUCUUGUUUUGGGGUUUUUGUUAAUGGGUUGUUGCCUAAUUGGGACACGUCGCCCACCAGCGCCUUCUCCAUCGUUUGGAUUGGCCGUUUUGAUAACAGCAAGCGCGGCACGGAGGAGCAAACAUACGUCACGUUUAGUCGAACAGGAGUUGACUACGACCGUGAGCUGUACUGGACGGACGAGCAAGCGUUCAUCUACUCGUACGCCAAGGGCUUUAGCUUUGACCUGGUCACACCCAGACCAGCCGCGGAACAGUGGACGAUGCAGGUGCUCUCCCGCCGUCCAGACGGGAAGGGCGACGUGGUGAUGUCGUACUCGUCGUACAACAUGUCGGGCGUGAUGAGCACUUGGACGCUACCUGGCGGCGCGUGUGAGGUGGCGUCUGAUCACCUCGUGAUUGGCAAGGAUUUUCGCGACGGAAACAAGUUCUUUGGGGGAGAUUUGGCGAUCUUUCUGGUGUACAACAGAUUCUUGGACGAGGGGGAGCUUCAAGGGCUGGUUGAGUUUUAUGCUCCGCGCUUUGCCUGGCCCACGAACCCUAAGUAG
Molecule: messenger RNA, 1533 nt
Organism: Volvox carteri f. nagariensis
Lineage: Eukaryota; Viridiplantae; Chlorophyta; Chlorophyceae; Chlamydomonadales; Volvocaceae
Exons: 5
Coding region: 1-1533 (510 amino acids)
Cellular component (GO): plasma membrane
Source: RefSeq, a predicted model, not a curated record